Molecule: messenger RNA, 4839 nt
Organism: Letharia columbiana
Lineage: Eukaryota; Fungi; Ascomycota; Lecanoromycetes; Lecanorales; Parmeliaceae
Exons: 2
Coding region: 1-4839 (1612 amino acids)
Source: RefSeq, a predicted model, not a curated record
AUGGCUCCCUCACCAGCGGCCGGCAAGACACCUCCUGGCCAAACACCAUCAACGCCAACAAAAUCAAGGAACAAUCCGGCAUCGUCCAAGCUCGGUCAGUCACAAAGCGCCACCGACUCACCUCAAGGUGCCGCAAAACAGGCGAACAACACUCCUAAGAGCGCUGUCAAGAAAGCUCAAGGCGCCAACCCUCCCAAGACUCAGUCUCCCAAACUCGGGCCACCGAGGACGAAGCCUGGCCAAGCUGGUCAGACGGCGAAGGGUGCCGCACCGCAGGCGCCGAAAGCUCCAGCUCAAGCUCAAGCUCAAAAACCUGUCGAGGACACCAAAAAGGAUGUCGAAGACACAAAGGAGGAAGACAAGGGCAUCGACUUGAAGGACAACGACCCUGCCGAUGAAGCCGACAACGAAGAGACCGAUGCUCCCAUGGGCAAAGUCAGUCAAACCGGCAAUGAAACCGGCGAGGAAGCGAGCUCGGCUGUCUCUACCGCUGAUGAUGAUGCCGAGGACGCCGUUGGGGGUGCCAACGAAACUGCCGAAGACACAGCGGAAGACACAGACGUACCGGAUACGGACCAAGCUGAAGAUACGGCUAACGAGUCUGCAGAAGAUGUCACCGGCGCAGCUGGUGGACUUGCAGGCAAAGCUAAAGAAGGUGCGGACGGCGCUGCUGAAAAGGCCCAAGACACAGCUGAAGACGUUGAAGAGAAGGCUGGCGAGACUGCUGAUGGCGCUCAAGACAAAGUCGGUGAGACUGCUGAAGGUGCCGAGGAGACCGCCGGCGAGACUGCUGAUGGCGCUCAAGACAAAGUCGGUGAGACUGCUGAAGGUGCCGAGGAGACCGCCGGUGAGACUGCUGAAGGCGCUCAAGAGAAAGCUGGUGAGACUGCUGAAGGUGCCGAGGAGACCGCCGGUGAGACUGCUGAAGGCGCUCAAGAGAAAGCUGGUGAGACUGCUGAAGGUGCCGAGGAGACCGCUGGCGAAACUGCUGAAGGGGCCGAAGAUGCUGUUGAAGAAGCCGGUGAAGGUGUCGAGGCUCCAGAAGUUGACGGGGUCGAGGAUGCUGCUGAAGGUGUCGCCGACGAACUUCCAGUGGAUCUUUCGGUGCUCAAGGGUCUCGAAGUCGGCGAGGGUGGAGAAAUCCUUGGUGCCGACGGCGAAGCAGUAGGGAAGAUCGAAGAAGGAGACCCGGAGGACCUCGUUGGAAAGACUAUUGCUGAUGACGGAGAAAUUCUCGACGAAGACGGAGAUGUCAUUGGCCGCGCCACUGUUCUCCCCGAAAAAGCACAAGAGCUGGCCGAUAAAGCGAAGGGCGAUCUUCCUGACGUCAAUGUGCUCGAUGGUCUUGAGGUUGGCGAAGGUGGAGAAAUCUUGGGACCGGACGGAACACCACUGGGCAAAAUCACCGAAGGUAAUCCAGAGGAUCUGGUCGGUAUGACGCUGAACGAGAACGGAGAGAUCGUCGACGAAGAUGGAGAUGUCAUCGGCAGAGCUGAGGUCGUGCCAGGAGAGGCCGCCGACAAGUUGAACGAAGCUGGCGAGGAAGUUGGCGAGGAAGUUGGCGAGGAAGUUGGCGAAGAGGUCCCCGAGGUCCCCGAGGACGCCGCCGACUUUGACCAUGCUGCCAACAUCGCCGAGAUCGCUUCGGGACUCACACCAGACCUCUCUAUCCUACAAGGCAAGAAAGUCAACAAGAAGGGCAAGAUUCUUGACGAAGAGGGAGAGGUCAUUGGCCAACUUACCGAAGACUCUGAUCCCAAGAAAUGCGCAGGCAAGAUUCCCAACGAGGAAGGCGAGAUUCUCGAUAAAGAUGGCGAGGUUGUUGGUAAAGUCGAAGUUGUCCCUGGAGAAGCCGCCGACGCUGCCAUGAAGGAACUCCACCCCGAAUUGGUGGAAAAAUUGGAGGCGGCUGAACAGGCUGCGGAAGAGGCUGAACAGGAAGCUGAGGUCCCACAAUUGCCUGGACUCGACAUUUUGGAAGGCUUGAAAGUCAACAAGAAGGGAGAAGUCCUGAAUGAAGACGGAGAGCCCAUUGCUCGUGUCUCUGAGGGCGAGAUAACCGAGCUUGCCGGAAAGAAGAUCAAUGCUAACGGCGAAGUACUCGACAAAGAAGGCAAUGUCAUUGGUAAGGUGGAGCUCAUCCCAGAGGCGUUCCCAGAUGUUCCCGCAGAGGGUGAGGAAGAGGGCGCUGAAGAGGAUGGCGCUGGAGAGGAGGGCGCUGGAGAGGAGGGCGAGGAGGCUGCGGUAGAGGCUCCUCAGCUUCCAGGCAUGGAUAUUCUGGAAGGACUCAAGGUCAACAAGAAGGGAGAGGUCGUCAACGAGGACGGCGACGCCAUCGCCAAGCUGGUUGAGGGUGACCUCGAGGCUUGCAAGGGCAAGAAGAUCAACGCCGGAGGUGAGGUCAUUGAUGCUGAGGGUAAUGUUAUCGGCAAGGUCGAAUUGAUCCCGGAAGCAUUCCCCGACGCCGUGCAGCCCGAAGAGGCGGGACCAGACUUCUCAGUGCUAGAGGGGUACAAGGUCAACAAGAACGGAGACGUAAUCAACGAAGACGGCGAGACACUUGCUAAGCUGGUUGAGGGCGACCUCGAGGCCUGCAAAGGCAAGAAGAUCAACCCGCAGGGUGAGGUCCUUGAUGCCGAAGGCAACGUCAUCGGUAAAGUCGAAUUGGCCGGUGCUCCUGCUGCAGAAGAGGAGGCGGAAGAGACUGGUCCAGAACUUCCUCCACUCUCUUCCAUGGAGGGCAUGAAAUGUAAUAAGGCUGGCAAGAUUGUCAAUGACGAUGGCGACGUCGUCGGUGAACUUGUUGAAGGAGACGUUAAGAAGCUUAACAAGAUGAAGGCCGAACUCGAUGCCGAAGGUCAGUUCUGGGAUGGCAAAGGAAAGGUCAUUGGGAGAGCCGUCACACUUCCUAUUGAGGAGCACGAAGAAGAAUCGCCAUUUGCAGGCCUUGAAGGUCUUGUCGUUGUUGCUGACGGAUGGGUCGAGGACGAGAACCAAAACAAGGUGGGUAUCCUGACUGAAGGCGAUCCCAAGAAAUUGGUUGGUAGGGCAGUGGACGAAGACGGAGACGUCAUCGACAACCGCGGCAAUGUUGUCGGUCACGCUGAACGCUACGAGGAGCCUGAAGAGGAGGAGGAGGUCAAAAUGGAUCUGUCAAUUCUCAAGGGCCUUGCAGUUAACAAGCAAGGCAAUGUCAUCGGUCCUGAAGGCGUCCCAAUCGCUCGUCUCGUGGAAGGCAACGCAAAGGAGCUUGCCGGCAAAAAAUGCGACGAGGAGGGCCAGCUCUGGAACGAUGCCGGCAAGGUCAUUGGACGUUGCGAGCUUAUCCCUGACAAUGAGCGCGAGGCUAAACCUGAAGGUCCUUUCGCCGGUCUCGAAGGCUGUAUUGUUGUCAAAGACGGCAUGGUUGAAGAUGAAGAUGGAAACCGAGUGGGAGUUGUUGUCGAGGGCGAUGCGAAGCGACUUAUUGGCCGGGCUGUUGAUGAAGAUGGAGAUAUCAUUGACAGAUUUGGUAAUGUCAAAGGUCACGCCGAGCCCUACGAGGAGCCUGAAGAAGAGGUUGUCGAUCUGUCUUCCUUGGAAGGAAAGGUCGUCAACAAAGCUGGUAACGUCGUUGAUGAGCAUGGCACAAUCUUUGGCCGUAUUGCCGAGGGUGACCCGGAGGAACUGGCUGGAAAGAAGGUCGAUGGUCAAGGUCAAAUCUGGAACGACAACGGCAAAGUCAUUGGCCAGGCAGAACUCCUUCCAGGAGGUCGAACGCAAGCACCGGAAGGUGCAUUCGCUGGCUUCGAGAACCUCGUUGUGGCCGAUGAAGGUAUGGUGACAGAUGGCGCAGGCCAGAUUGUUGGCAAGCUUGAUGAAGAAUCCAUGCCAAACGCUGAGAAGCUUAGAGGCCGCAAGGUUGACGAGGAUGGAGAGAUCCUUGACAAAGCCGGUAAUAGCAUUGGCAAGGCCAUCCGAUGGAAGCCCGAAGAGAAGGAGAGACGCGUCAAUCCUAUGUCGGGCCACGUGGUCAACAGCAAAGGCGAGGUUCGCGACGAGAACGGUGAAUUGCUCGGAAUGGUUACUGAUGGCCACCUCCCUACCCUCGUUGGCUGCGAGGUCGAUGACAACGGCUAUGUCGUGGACAACGAUGGCAACAAGAUCGGCGAAUGUACACUCAUGGAAAACCUCCCAGAGGACGAGGACGUGGGCCCAACGGAAGAGGAGCUCCAGAAGGCAGAAGAUGCGGAGAUCGCGAAGAAGAUGAACAACAUUGUGCAACAGACCAUUGAAAAGAUGCAACCAGUCUGCAAGAACAUCACCGAUCGCAUGGACAAAGCAGACCGCACGCCAAAGGAGGAGCUUGACGAAGAAGAGCUCGUCAAAGACGUCAAGCCCAUGAUCGAGGAAGGCAACCGCAUUCUGCAAGAAUGCAACGGUGCCAUCCGAGGACUCGACCCAGACGGACACAUUGCUGCCACCGCAAAGGCGCGAGCUGCCGCCGGCGAAGCCACGCCUCAAGAGAAUGCUCUCGCCAACUCGCUCAAGGAGCUCACAUCCACCAUCGUACAGACAAUCGAGAACGCAAAGAAGAAGCUGAACGACAUGCCCCACGCCAAGAAGGAGCUCAACCCUCUAUGGGGCCUGCUCACAGAGCCUCUGUUCCAGAUCAUCGCCGCCGUCGGACUGCUGCUCACCGGCGUCCUCGGUCUGGUCGGCAAGCUGCUCAACGGUCUCGGUCUCGGUGGUAUCGUCAACGGCCUGCUCGGCGGCUUGGGCAUCGACAAGCUGCUCGGCGGACUGGGCCUCGGUAGCAUAGGCAAGUCGCUGGGUCUCGGCGGCGGGAAGAAGAAGUAG